GUCUACAGCUCAAAUAUUCCUCACGCAGUCGAGAAAACUAUCCUGUAGGCGGACUAACUCACGCAGUCGAGGAAGUUAUCCUGCGGACUAACUCACGCAGUCGAGGAAGCUAUCCUGUAGGCGGACUAACUCACGCAGUCGAGGAAACUAUCCUGCGGACUAACUCACGCAGUCAAGGAAGCUAUCCUGUAGGCGGACUAACUCACGCAGUCGAGGAAGCUAUUCUUUAUUGUCUUACCUCUGAAAAAAUUUCGAGAAGAGCUAUAACCGAGGAGAACCUUUUUCACAAAGAUUUUUUGUUAAUGUUACUGCUUGAUCGACGAUACUCUUCAACUCAUUCUGCGGUAUGCAAGGGUCUUCUUCUAUUACUUGAUAAAUAA
Molecule: messenger RNA, 380 nt
Organism: Acaulospora morrowiae
Lineage: Eukaryota; Fungi; Glomeromycota; Glomeromycetes; Diversisporales; Acaulosporaceae
Source: the annotation of a GenBank genome assembly